Messenger RNA from Anopheles coustani, 2519 nucleotides. Its product is annotated as WD repeat domain phosphoinositide-interacting protein 2. Gene Ontology annotation, molecular function: phosphatidylinositol-3,5-bisphosphate binding; phosphatidylinositol-3-phosphate binding; protein binding. Gene Ontology annotation, cellular component: extrinsic component of membrane; cytosol; phagophore assembly site membrane. Gene Ontology annotation, biological process: protein lipidation; nucleophagy; autophagy of mitochondrion. The transcript has 5 exons. Lineage: Eukaryota; Metazoa; Arthropoda; Insecta; Diptera; Culicidae. The record is from RefSeq and is a predicted model, not a curated record. Bases 306 to 1733 code for a protein of 475 amino acids.
CAGCAGCAGAAGCAGCAAACGAAAGGAAAACUCCCAGUGCGCGCAUUUCCCUCACUCUUCCGCCAAACACCAGCGUGUCGCUAAUUCGCGUCGCACACCACCCCAGGAGCCGUCGAUUCGUGUCUUACAUCGCGUUCGCCUGCUGCGCAUCCUUUGCAAGGACCUGCGUACCUGCACAUCUGAAUCACCCGGAUCGUUUGAAGGCGAAAAACAGGGCCAAAACACAGCAGCCAGUGCAUUUGUUUUUUACCUGCUUCCGCAAAAACCGUUUGCGCCCGCGAAACCCCCCGCGCCCAAUCGUUUAAAUGAGUGAUAUAAGUCAGAAAUGUUUCGGCAAAAAUGGUGGAUUUUCUAUAAGUUUUAAUCAAGACUAUACAUCGCUUUCCGUGGUAUCCAAGACGGGAUAUCGACUGUUCUCGCUAACGUCCGUUGAUCGUGUCGACGAAAUCUUCUGCAGCCAUGACGAGGAUACAAAGAUUGCCGAGCGGCUGUUCAGCAGCAGCCUCGUGGCGGUGGUUACCGCCAGUGAACCGAACAAGCUUAAGGUGUGUCACUUCAAGAAGGGGGCCGAGAUCUGCAACUAUGGCUACCCGUCGGAGAUCCUGUCGGUGAAACUGAACCGAUCCCGGCUGGUGGUUUGCCUCGUGGACAGUAUUUACAUUCACAACAUCCGUGAUAUGAGACUGCUACAUUCCAUCAAGAGCAUGGCGCCGAACCCGAGCGGGCUGUGCACGCUGUCGCUGCUGUCGCACCUCGCCUACCCGGUGUCGGCCGAGUGCGGCGAGCUGCAGAUCUUCGACGCGGCCAACCAGCUCCGGCGGCUGAAGCUGCGGGCGCACGACUCGCCGCUGUCGGCGCUGAACUUCUCGUACAACGGCGUGCUGCUGGCGACGGCCUCCGAGAAGGGCACCGUCAUCCGGCUGUUCUGCGUGAAGAACGGCCAGAAGGUGCACGAGUUCCGGCGGGGCGUGAAGCGCCACGUCAACAUCGGCUCGCUGAACUUCAGCACGUGCGCGAGCUUCGUCGUGGCCAGCUCGAACACCGAAACCGUACAUAUCUUCCGGAUCGACCCGAAGGCGAUCGAGCAGGCGGAGCGGCGCCAGAGCAUCGCGGCCGAUGCCGGGGCCGGCAGCAACCACAGCAGCUCGAGCGACGACGACGAGACGAACGGUGGCGCAACCGAGACCGGGUCGACCGUCGGCGGUUGGGGCAUGGGCUUCCUCGCGAAGGCCGUCACCAACUACUUGCCGACGAACGUCGUGACGGACGUGUUCACGCAGGAUCGGGCGUACGCGACGGUGCAGCUGGCCGAGGCCGGACUCCGGUACGAGUGCGUGAUGGCCAAGCUGGAGAAGGAGACGCGCCUGCUGUUGGCCUGCGAGGAUGGCUUCCUGUACAUCUACAGCUUCGAGGACUCGAAGGGUGGCGAGUGCAAGCUCAUCCGGGCCCACGAUCUCCGUACGCCGUUGCACGGCAUAACCGAAGUCGACAUCGUUGGCAAUGAGAACGAUGAAAAUACCAACAGCCUAAACGUGAACAACAUGACCAAGUCGAUGAUGCCCGCACCGGGCACGUACGCCGGCGUACUGAAGGGUCGUCCUGCCGACAGGAUGUCAGCAGACUCCGACUGGUGUCACGAUCUGCGCGAGGCGGUCGAGUACCCGGUGAAGGUGACCGUACCGAUCUACGACGAGAUGCAGUUCCCGCCGGUCAAGCCCAUCGCCGUCGAAUGACUAGUGGGAGGAGGUCAUUCCGCCCCGGCCCCUGGAGGGAGAUCGAAUCGAACGGCCACCACCAACAGCAAACCAGCAUCAUCCAAGUGCGGCGGACGCAAGGGUUAAAGCAACCAUCUAACCCUUCGAUUAGACAUGUGGUUGGCUGACUUCGGGUUUGAUCUUCUUUCGGACACCAUAACGAUGAUGAAGAUGACGAGUGGCAAGCGUAAAUGAAAGGAUAUAUCGUGAUGUUGACUUCUGCUUACAUAGCGAGCGGGUGGGGUUUUGCAAUGCGCGGGUCUGUGUGCGCAUUGAACCAUUGUUUUUAUUUUCUUUAAUUUAUUUUUAAACGCAUCUCUUCUUAAGGAUUAAGUAGCGAGAGAGGGGAAAGGUGGGCUCGAGCAUCUACAAUGCCGGCAAUGUCAAGCCCGCGUGCCCAAUGGACAUUUGGAAAAACAUGAAACCAUUCAAAAGGGACAACCAGCUGAGGCCGCUUUUCUUACGUCUGUUGCUUUAUUUUGGUGUAUUCCCCGUAUCAGAAGACGUCCAGCAAACUAUGUUAAACUAACAUUACUUGAAGUAAUUUCGGUUCGGAACAAUCCAAUCAGUUAAUCAGCGUCUAUUUGGUUUGAAUGAAAACGAAAAUGGAAAAAGAAAAAAAAACAAGACAAAAACAGGUUUACACUAUUCGAGGAUCGGGAGGCAGAGGAUAGGGCUGCAUUACAAAAAAAUUAUUUUUGUAUUCUAUUUACAGGCAACGGAAAGAAUAAAGAUAAAAAACUAUUGCAGCCUGGUCAGACGAGA